Molecule: messenger RNA, 1893 nt
Organism: Ctenopharyngodon idella (grass carp)
Lineage: Eukaryota; Metazoa; Chordata; Actinopteri; Cypriniformes; Xenocyprididae
Product: zinc finger protein 664-like
Exons: 5
Biological process (GO): regulation of transcription by RNA polymerase II
Molecular function (GO): DNA-binding transcription factor activity, RNA polymerase II-specific; RNA polymerase II cis-regulatory region sequence-specific DNA binding
Source: RefSeq, a predicted model, not a curated record
AUGGAGAUUAAGGAAGAACCCUGCAGAAUAAAAGAUGAAGAUACAGAGGAACAAAUAGAAAAUGAAGAUGGAGAAACAGUUGUUUCACAGACUAAAAAGAAUUUCAUACAGAAACAAGCUGGGAAAACUGGAGUCAAAAGCUCUUUCACCUGCUCUGAGUGUGGAAAGAGUUACACACAGAAAGGACACCUAAACAUACACAUGAGAAUUCACACUGGAGAAAAACCAUUUACUUGCUCUCAGUGUGGAAAGUGUUUCAUACAUAAAGGAUACCUAAAUGAACACAUGAGGAUUCACACUGGAGAAAGACCGUUUACAUGCUCUCAAUGUGGAAAGAGUUUCGCUCAGAAAAGCGUUCUCAACAAUCAUCUGCGCACUCACUCUGGAGUGAGAUCAUUCAGCUGUGAUCAGUGUGAUAAAACAUUUGUUGUGGAAUCAAGCUUAAAAAGACACCUUAUAGUUCAUAUGGGUGUGAAGCCUCACGUUUGUACUUUUUGUGGAAAGUCUUUUACACAUCUUAAGUCUUUAAAAGUGCAUGAGAGCAUUCAUACUGGUGUGAGACCUUAUAUGUGCUUUGACUGUGGGAAGACCUUCGCUACAUUAGCCAAAUUAAAAUCACACCAGAGAAUUCAUACCGGAGAGAAACCGUACAAGUGCUCACACUGUGGGAAGAGUUUCACUCAGUCAGGAGACAUGAAAUAUCAUGAGAGAGUUCAUACUGGAGAGAAGCUGCACCAGUGCUCUUCAUGUGGGAAGAGUUUCACCCGAUCAUCUCAUCUACGGACUCAUGAGAAAAUUCAUACAGGUGUGAAACCUUAUAUGUGCUUUGACUGUGGGAAGACUUUUACUACAGCCAACGACUUAAAAACACACCAGAGAGUUCAUACUGGAGAGAAACCGUACAAGUGCUCACACUGUGGAAAGAGUUUCUCUCACUCUUCAUCCUUGAAAACGCAUGACAGAGUUCAUACUGGAGAGAAGCCGCACCAGUGCUCUUCGUGUGGGAGGAGUUUUGCCAAUUUAGAGGAAUUAAUAGUGCACCAGCGUAUUCAUACAGGUGUGAAACCUUAUGUGUGCUCUGACUGUGGAAAGAGCUUUACUACAUCCAGCUACUUAAAAACACACCAGUGAGUUCAUACUGGAGAGAAACCGUACAAGUGCUCACACUGUGGAAAGAGUUUCACUCAGUCAGGAAACCUGAAAGAUCAUGAGAGAAUUCACACUGGAGAGAAACCGUACAAGUGCUCACACUGUGGAAGGAGUUUCGCUCGGUCAGGAAACCUGAAAGAUCAUGAGAGAGUUCAUACUGGAGAGAAGCCGCACCAGUGCUCUUCAUGUGGGAAGAGUUUCACCCAAUCGUCUUCUCUACAGUCUCAUAAGAAAAAGCAUUGCCUGAAGUUGUGUAAGUGAGCAAAGUUCACCUGAUUUUCUUUUUAUCAGGUGAACUGUGGGGAGAUUUUUUUUUUCUUUUCAGUUUUUGCUUAAUAACUAGUCCGGGUCCAUCUUUUGCAAGGUCAUAAUUUUUUUUUUUUUUUGAUUUAACAAAAUCAAAAGCAGGUAUUACUGAUGUAUUUUACAUUGUAAAAUUAUGCAGGUAAAAUGUACUGUACCUGCAGCAAUCUUUUCUUAUUUUUUAAAUGUAAUUAAACAAAUCUACAGAAACACAAAGUGAAGACAGACAUAAACCUUUAGAUGUAAUGCAACUCAUAAAAACUAUAUACAAGUUACAAAAAUAAACAGAAAAGGUGAACAGUCAAAAUGUCUUUUGUUUCUACAGGUUUUUUUUUUUACAAAUACCAACAGAAAGAACAAAAGAACUUCCCCGAAGUUUCUUAAAAAAAAAAAAAAAAUGAAACAAGUAAAAUGAGGAGAAUGUCAAAUAAGGUGCAAAAU